Molecule: messenger RNA, 1623 nt
Organism: Erythranthe guttata (spotted monkey flower)
Lineage: Eukaryota; Viridiplantae; Streptophyta; Magnoliopsida; Lamiales; Phrymaceae
Source: RefSeq, a predicted model, not a curated record
AUGUCGGCUAAGCCGUUGGCUGCAAAAAGAUACGAAACUCAAUUACUAGGACAAUUUCAAAAUGAAGAGGAUGAUAUAGAUGACAAUGAAGCUAACAAAGAGCAGGAAGAACAAAUGGUUCAAAGGAGCGUACUAAUUAAAGCAAGAUCCAAGGGCAAAAGGAAGUUAGUGGAUGAGCCGGAGGGUGGUUCUUUUGACUCUGAUGAUAAUCAAGCAGAAGACUUGGGGGUGUAUAUGUCAGUUGAUGUUGAUGAAAGAUUGUCGAAAGAGGAAGAAGCAGCUUUGAGAAACAAGAUUAAAAAUCUUGAAGAGACGAACAAAAUACAAGAACAGGAUAUGGCGAGGUUAAUUGAUAUACCAACUAACAGCCAGACUGAGGCAUCCUCAAGUGCAAGAUUGGAGAGACAAGUACAGGAACUGAAAACAAAACUCACUUCUGCAAUUGAGAAAAACACGUUGAAUGACCAUGAGAUAGCCACUCUUCGUGCACAAAACGACGUCCUAACCAAAGAGCGAGAUGCAUUUGUUUGUCAACCUGCAGAACCAAAUGAUGAUGUCAACAAAUCUCAAACCAACUCGGAUACAUCAUUUAGCAGCAUCCAGGAAUUACACUGCCAAGUUGUUGAAUUGAAGCAGGAAAAUGAAAAGUUGUGUGACAAAAAUAAGCAGUUGAAGACGAAGAUUGAGGAUAUGGAGCAGAAUCUGCAAACUUUGAUUGAUUCGACUCUAAAAGAAGAGCAGAAGCCAAAUGAUGUUGAUACAGACUUUGAAGAUCCACAAAAAACAAUGCGGGACAUCGAAACAAAAAAGACGCCUAAAUCAAGUGGUGUGCACAAAAGGACGUGCUCAAAACUGAAUCAGACUGAAAAGAAGAAUCGUAAAUCAGCUGUUGCCGACAGGACACGGGGAAAACGUAAAGAGCCUGCAGUCAACAAUAAGCAACCAGAGCCGGUCAAGAAAAAAAGACGAAAGGACUUUUCGUACCAAAAAAAGGAUAUCUUCGACCUGCUAUCUAAUGAGGACAAAAUUAUUGUAGAGAAUAUGGCUGUAGAUAUAGCAGAGGAUGAUCAUAGAAAUGUGUAUGAGUUUGAUGAGAUGGCUGACAUAAUCACAUUGUUGAAGGAGGGAUCAACCAGUACACAAGUACUUGAUUCAUACUCGUCCAUUCUGCAAAUGCGACAAGAGGAAGGAUAUUUUAAUGAUAAUGUCAAUCAUGGUUUGGAUGGGGACAGUUAUGUCUUUUCAAGUUCGCUUAUGCAGUAUCGAUUCCUCUUGUUUCGACUUUAUUCCAAAGGCAACACCCGCAAGGAUAAUGAUCAUUGGACUUUGGUUGUCCUGGAUAUAAAGCUCAAAACGUGGAAACAUUACAACUCCUACAAGCCAAGGGCAGUGGAAAACCAGAAACACACAGAUCCAUAUCUGUAUAUCGCGGAAACAAUGGUAAAAGCUGUUGAAGCAGUCACCAGAGAAUGUAAAAUCAAGAAAAUCCCGCUAGAUGCAACACUUCAAGAAGUUGAGGAUUCACCUCAGCAAGAGUACGGCAGUGAGGAUUGCGGGAUUUUUGUACUAUAUAUCAUCAGACAGUAUUCCCGUCAACAACCAGUGGACAAGUUGGAUGCAUAA